AUGGGAACAUUCGAUGUUUAUGAUCCAUUGAGAAAUGUGAAUAUAAGUUUUACCGAAGAGCAGCUAAUAGAAAUUUCAGAAUGGUUUGAUGCAACUGCUAAGCCGCGAUUAGUUAUAAAUAAUGGAGAUCCUAUAAAUGUUAUAACUAUAGAUGAUUUAAAGCAGUUUUUGGAGCUUAAAAAAAUCCAUAGAAGAAGUUUCCAUUAUCCAUCGUAUGGAGAAAUUAUGAUUGAAGCAGAGAAAUUGAAAGCUGGCAUAACAAGAAUGUUAACCAAAGAACAAAUGAUAUAUAUGUUAAAUAAAUGGACUUUGCGACCAAAUUUAAAACAUGAAUUAAAACUAGCUUUUAAGGUAUUUGACACAGAGAAGAGAAAUUUUCUAGAUAUAGAAGAAAUAAAAGUAAUUGUCAAUUCUUAUGGCGACGUUUUUAAUGAAUCGGAAACUUUAGAAAUGCUACGCGAUGCAAAUGUGUCUGGGAAUGGAAAUGUUAUUUAUGAGGAAUUUGUUGAAAGUCUUUUUAGUCUGGCGCCUGAACUAAACGAAAUAAAGGCAGAAUAUUUAUACGACGAUCCUGAUGAAGAUCCUUCUGUCCCACCUGAAGUUGUGUCAGAGGAUGUGCAACCCCCACCGCUAAAGGAUCCUAAAUAA
This is a messenger RNA of Zerene cesonia (dogface butterfly), 648 nucleotides long. RefSeq names its product troponin C, slow skeletal and cardiac muscles-like. Gene Ontology annotation, molecular function: calcium ion binding. Lineage: Eukaryota; Metazoa; Arthropoda; Insecta; Lepidoptera; Pieridae. The transcript has 4 exons. The record is from RefSeq and is a predicted model, not a curated record. Bases 1 to 648 code for a protein of 215 amino acids.